Molecule: messenger RNA, 1008 nt
Organism: Papaver somniferum (opium poppy)
Lineage: Eukaryota; Viridiplantae; Streptophyta; Magnoliopsida; Ranunculales; Papaveraceae
Product: protein N-lysine methyltransferase METTL21A-like
Exons: 1
Coding region: 50-916 (288 amino acids)
Source: RefSeq, a predicted model, not a curated record
UCUGCCCUAAAACUCCUCCUCUGAAGAGACUAACAUCUACAGCAGAGAUAUGGACAUCCCAUUCCAAACAAAACAAGAAGAUUCAGAUUCAGAUUUAGAAAUAAACCCUCUCAAUGUCUUUUUACAAGAUGAUCAUAAUGAUGAUGAUGAAGAUCAAAUGAGGUUAUUAGCUACUGAAGAAGAAAACCUAGGAGGAGGAACAGGAUAUAAACAAGAGCAGCAUUAUCUUCACUCAAUUAAAACCUCAGUAGUGAUAAGACAACUUCCUUGUCAAGGUCUCUCUUUUCAGCUUUGGCCAGCAGCAACUACUCUUGUCAAUCUCCUUGAUCACCACCACAAAUCCAGUAAUCAUAUCAGAACCCCUCUUUCUGAAUUUUGUCUUUGUCGGCGUAUUCUUGAGCUUGGCUCAGGUACCGGUCUUGCUGGCAUUGCGGCAGCAGCUAUUCUAAGCUCUUCCUGCGUUAUAACUGACCUCCCUCAUGUCCUUCCCAACCUCCAAUUCAAUGCCGAUGCCAAUUCGACUAUGCUCCUCUCUCGCGGUGCUUCUGUUAAUGUUGCUCCUCUGAGGUGGGGAGACAAAGAUGAUAUGGAAUUAGUGGGGCGUGAGUUCGAUAUCAUAUUGGGUUCGGAUGUAGUUUACUAUGAUUACCUCUACGACCCUCUUUUGCAAACUCUACGCUUCUUAUUAGAAGGAGACGAAAAAGACACUAGUCAAGCUGCUCCAGUGUUCCUGAUGGCUCAUCUCAAGAGGUGGAAGAAGGAUUCUGUAUUCUUUAGAAAAGCAAGGAAAAUGUUCAAUGUUGAGGUAAUUCACACCGAUACUCCUAACCUAGGAUGUCGAAUUGGUGUUGUUGUUUAUUGUUUCUCAGGGAAGAAAAAGCAACCCCCAGCCAGGGGAAUGAAUUCUCUUCAAUGAUAUGUUUAUGAAUCUAGAACACAUUUCUAAAGUUAUUUAGCUUAAAUCUCUUAUAAAAGAUGCCCCAAACAUCCUGUAUUGGAUUUUUUUUU